Cetraspora pellucida is the source of this 191-nucleotide messenger RNA. Lineage: Eukaryota; Fungi; Glomeromycota; Glomeromycetes; Diversisporales; Gigasporaceae. The record is from the annotation of a GenBank genome assembly.
AACAAGAUUCAGAAUCAAAAUACUCAGAAUCAUUAUAUAAGAAAUCAUCAUCCUUAAAAUUAUUAUCUCAGAAGCAAUUGGUUCAAGAACUAUUACCUCAAGUACUAUCAUCUCAAAUAAUAUCAUCUCAAGCAAUAUUACCUCAAACAUUAUUAUCUCAAAUAUCAUUGUCUCAAGCAUUAUUACCUUAA